AUGGCUGGCCUGUGGAAAUUGGCGGCACCAUCUUUUUUAAACGCCACCUGUUUGGUGGGCAUCCAAAAAAGGCUAUACUCGACAAAUCCACUUGUGACAAAAUUGGAAGAGCUGAUCCCGAUUAGAAGAAGGCUUGUUGAACGCAUCAAAUCCGAGCAUGGAAGCAAGAUCUUGGGAAAUGUUAGCGUCGAUAUGGCAUAUAACGGAAUGAGAGGCAUUAAGGCAUUGAUAUACGAGACCUCUUUGCUGGACCCCGAAGAGGGCAUCCGAUUCCGAGGACUGACAAUUUCGCAAUGCAGGGAAUUGCUGCCAAAGGCGCAGAAUGGAGGCUCUGAACCGCUUCCAGAGGUCAUUUUUUGGCUUCUUCUGACAGGCGAGAUCCCAACAUGCACGCAAGUCGAAGCGCUUUCCGAUGAUUGGGCUCGUCGCGCAGCAGAAAAUCCCAUCCCCGACUAUGUGCUAGCUGCCAUUGAUUCUUUUCCGCCCUCUUUGCAUCCAAUGAGCCAGCUGAGCUCGGCCGUAUUAAUGCUGCAGAACAGGAGCGAGUUUGCACGUCAAUACAAAGCUGGCGACCUAAAAAGGCAAAAUUAUUGGCUCCCUGUUUUCGAGGAUGUUAACAACCUAAUUUCUCAUCUUCCUCAACUGGCAUCCAGGAUUUAUCGAAAUGUAUUUAAGAAGCAUUGUCCGGUGGUCCCUGCCGAUCCAAAAAUCAUAGACUGGGCGGGUCGCUUUGCCCAAUCACUUGGGAUUACAGAUGGAAACUUUCUUGAUCUGAUGAGACUGUAUAUAUGUAUCCACACAGAUCACGAGGGUGGAAAUGUAUCUGCACAUGCCAUUCAUCUGGUUGGCUCCUCGCUUUCGGACCCAUAUUUAGCCUAUUCUGCCGGGCUCAACGGACUGGCUGGGCCUUUGCAUGGCCUUGCCAAUCAAGAGGUGCUCGAAUGGUUGAUGAAGAUGAAACAAUGCCUUGGCGAAGGCCCUACCGACGAGCAGGUUGAGGAAUAUUUAUGGAAGUGUUUGAAAAAUGGCCAAAUUGUUCCUGGAUACGGCCAUGCUGUGUUGCGAAAAACGGACCCUCGAUAUCUUUGUCAACGCGAAUUUGCGCUAAAAAACAUGCCCGACGAUCCACUUUUCAAAAUCACCAGCCAGCUCUAUAAGUUGGCACCAAAAGUAUUGGCCCUUCAUGGAAAGACAAAAAAUCCUUGGCCCAACGUGGACGCCCAUUCUGGAGUAUUGCUGCAUCAUUACGGAUUAUCAGAGCAAGAUUUUUAUACCGUUCUGUUUGGAAUUUCACGAGCACUUGGCGCGCUUUCUGGGCUGAUUUGGGAUAGAGCCCUUCUUUUCCCAAUUGAGCGUCCCAAAAGCCUUACAUCUGAAGCGAUAAUGCAAAUGUUUGAAGGCCCGCAAAUACCCGUGUCUUCAUCAUGCCGAUAA
Molecule: messenger RNA, 1434 nt
Organism: Mitosporidium daphniae
Lineage: Eukaryota; Fungi; Microsporidia
Product: citrate synthase
Exons: 4
Coding region: 1-1434 (477 amino acids)
Biological process (GO): tricarboxylic acid cycle; carbohydrate metabolic process; citrate metabolic process
Cellular component (GO): mitochondrial matrix
Source: RefSeq, a predicted model, not a curated record